AUGACCCUGCGCGAAUGCCAAGACCCAACAGAUCCCUCCACGCUCCGACACGGCGUCCAGGAAGAUUUCGUGAUUUUCUAUGCAUCUCGUGAUGAAUGCGGGAACCUUUGGUGUCCAGACUGCGUUGCCGUCGAGAGCCGUGUCAAGAAUGCAUUUGGACGGGAUGACGGCCGUUCGGCCGUUAUAGUCUACGUUGGGCAGAGGCCUGAGUGGAAAAGUCUGUCAAAUCCUUUUCGAGCAGACCCGUGGAAGGUGGAGUCAAUCCCUACGAUAAUCAAAGUUCGAGAUGGCGCACGUCUCGUGGACAAGGAUAUAGAACAUAGCCUUGCCUCGUUCCUCGAGUAA
Postia placenta MAD-698-R-SB12 is the source of this 345-nucleotide messenger RNA. RefSeq lists its product as hypothetical. The record is from RefSeq and is a predicted model, not a curated record. Gene Ontology annotation, molecular function: protein-disulfide reductase [NAD(P)H] activity. NCBI's taxonomy places the organism in Eukaryota, Fungi, Basidiomycota, Agaricomycetes, Polyporales, Adustoporiaceae. Bases 1 to 345 code for a protein of 114 amino acids. The transcript has 4 exons. Gene Ontology annotation, cellular component: cytosol.